AUGUUGGCCGCCCUGUCUCUUUGUGCUCUCGCUUCCCUGCCACCGCCGACGCCCUCGCCGCCGCCGCCGUCCCCGCCGCCGCCGUCGCCACCGCCACCGUCACCGCCGCCGCCAUCACCGCCGCCACCAAGCCCGGUGCCGCCGUCGCCACCGCCGCCAUCGCCACCGCCGCCCAGCCCGCCGCCACCAAGCCCGCCGCCGCCCUUGUCACCGUCGCCGUCGCCACCGCCGACAAGUCCGCCGCCAACGUCGCCGCACCCACCGCUGCCGCCCUCGCCUCCGCCGCUCCCACCGCCGCCGUCGCCGCCACCACCUUCACCGCCACCGUCGCCUCCUCCUCCGAGCCCGCCACCUUCAUCGCCACCGCCGCCGCCGCCGUCGCCUCCGCCGGGCUGUUCAGACUCGUGCCAAUUCAGCAAUGACGGUUCAUGCGACGAUGGCGAGCAAGGCUCGACCAACUCGGCUUGCGCUCCCGGCACCGACUGCACCGACUGUGGCGGGCCUGAGAACGCUUACACUCGUCUCAGCAACCCGCUUCCGCCCGCCGUCCCGUCCCCACCGGCGCCCCCACCGUUGCCACCGUCGCCACCGCCGCCACCAGCGCCACCGCCAGUUCCAUACCCACCAAAGCCGCCGCCGUUGCCGCCCCUCCUUCCGCUCUCUCCGGGCGAGGUCUUUGUGAGUGGCAACGCCGCCUUACAGCUGGCCGUCGAGGGAGGCAUGACGGACAUCUACCUGCAGCCCGGCGCGAACGUCAGGCUCAGCCAGUCUCUCGUCCUUGACGGAAUAAACGUCACCAUCCGCAGCUCAGGCAGCAUCACUGGCGCCACCAUCGACGGCACCGACGCGCUGGACAGCCUCUUUAUCCUGAGAAACGAGGCAACGCUCCAAUUGGAAGGGCUCGUCUUGGCGAAUUGCCGGGCGGAAGCUGAUGGCGGUGCGGUCCGUAUGGAAAAUUCUGACGCGAGCUUGCGUGACGUUCGCAUACAGGACUGCUACGCUGGGAAUUCCGGAGGAGCCAUUUACGCCGCCAAGGGCAGCUUGCGACUGGAGUCGGUGGAGAUAACGCGCUGCAGCACUGGGAUUGGUACAGAAGGCGAGAACGCCAAGGGCUUGGGCGGGGCCAUCAGGAUUGUCAAGGUUCCCGAGGUGGAGCUGAGCGAGGUCAACAUUACCGGCUGCAGCGCAGUCAAGGGUGGGGCUCUGCACAUUGACGGUGGGACGGACAGCGAGACCACGCUGAACCGGGUCCGUCUCGCAGACAGCACUGCCACCGAGGAAGGCGGCCUGAUUUACAUUUCGACCGGCCGUCUGGCGCUGGAGAACGGGACCCUUCUGGAGAGCGGAACGGCAAGCCAAGGGAGCUCGAUCGCAUUCGGCGGCUCGCCCGAGGUGUCCUACCGCCUGCCUUUGCCUCCCGGGUAUUGGAUCCCGCACUCGAGAUGCGAGAUCUACCGGCAGCUUCCUGCCGACUGUGACGCCGUCUGCCGGGCUUUAUUCGACAAGUGCAAGACCGAGACGGACGCGCAGAACAACGAGUGCAAACAGUUCCCCGUCGCCUUUGUUCAGCCCUGCAACUGGGAGGCGACGCCCGCGCUGCUCGGCGUAUCUCUGUACCAGGCGUGCAAGUCGUGCCCGGCUGUCGUGCCCUACACCUGCGGAGUCGACACACGCAUCGGCGCACUCUACGUGCCGGGCAGAGGCUCGCUCAACGUGUCGAGCGGCUGGUGGCGCGCCUCGAACGAGUCGUCAACGCUGUUUGCGUGCAAGGUGAUGGGCGACGAGUGGAGCCCGUGCCGCGGCGGCGUCGACUCGUCGGAGGAUGGCAACGCGCUCUGCCACCCCUUCUACGAGGGCCCAAAGUGCGAGGUCUGCACCAACACGACCGACAACGGCAUCCGCUACUUCCUCAACUCGAAGGCGCGCUGCCAGCCGUGCGACCGGCCGGCGGAGUCGGUGAUGCUGCUCGUCGGUCUGCUCUGUGCGGCGGGCGCUCUCGGCCUCGGCACUCUCAAGGUGAUCCGCAGCUCGUGGGCCCCUUCGGGCAAGGUGGCGCGUGCGCUCGUUCUUCUCGGGCGGCGCAUAGCGCUGCUGUGGAAGCGGGCGGGGAUGCUAUGCAAGACAAAGCAGCUGAUCAACCUCUUUCAAGUAGUCGCAGUCGUGCCGGCCGUGUACGAGCUUGAUGAGGUGCCGCCGCAGCUGAGCGAGUGGGCCAUGAACCUCUUCAACGCCGUCAAUAUCUUCGACCUCGAUCUUUUCCUACCGCCCGCGUGCUAUGGCUCCUACCUCAAACGCCUGAUUGCCUGGGGUUUUCUGCCCUUUGCGCCCAUCCUCCUCGCGACCCUCGGCAGCUGCGCCUGGGAGCUCGUUGCUCAGGCUCGCCACAGCGCAGCUGCGAGCAGUGCAAAUUCGACCCGUGCUGCGCUUUGGCGCGGCUUUUUGCGUGUGCUGCCGCUCAUCUUGAUUCUACAAUUCUUGCUAGUCACCUCCACCAGCACGCACAUCCUCCGCACCUUCAACUGCAUCGAGUUUCCGACACGGGACGCGGUCCUCCCGGGGAUGCAGGAGCCGUACCGCGCCUACCUCGCCGACGACCUCUCCCUCGACUGCAGCACGCCAGAGUACGCCACGGCGCAGCGGUGGGCGUACGUGCUGCUCUUCGUGUGGCCCAUCGGCGCGCCUCUGUUGUACCUCGGCUUGCUACUCGCCUCACGGCGCGACAUCAUGACGCGCCAGUCGACACCUCUCUUGCGUGCGACCGACUUUCUCUGGAGGGACUACGAGGACAGCGCCUUCUACUGGGAGCCGCUCGACCUCGUCCGCAAGCUGACGCUGACCGGCUUCGUGCUCAUCAAUACACAGGGCUCGAAGCAGCUCCGCGUCAUCAUCGCGCUGCUCGUCUCGAUGCUCUUCCUCACCCUGCAGUACGUCCUCUCGCCGUACAAGCGCACGCUCGACGGACGGCUCGCCAUGUUCGCCAAUAUCGGCCUCGUCCUCGUCUACCUCGCCACGCUGACCCUCAACUCGUGCUCCAUGGGGACGUGCGGCGAGUUUGGGCUCGACCAGUUCGAGCUCGCGACAAUCUUCCUCUCCUUCACCACCGCCCUCCUCGGAAUUGGGCUCAUCCUCGUUCUGUGGCUCUACACAGCGGCAAGCCGCGCACCCACCUUCCGACUCGUUAGCAGCGGGCGCGAGCCGCUGCGAGACGGAGGGACGCUCACGGAAGGCAUGCGGUGGCACCUAUUUCUGAGCCACAUCUGGUCGACGGGGCAAGACGCGGCCGCGGUGAUCAAGAACCAGUUGCGGUUGCUUCUGCCUGGUGUCGAAGUCUUCCUCGACGUGGACGACCUUGAGAGCAUCGCCGCUCUGGAGGAGUACAUCUCGAGCUCUCGUGUCGUGCUUCUGUUCCUAUCACGGGGCUACCUUCGCUCGCUGAAUUGCCAGCGCGAGGUGCGCGCUGCUUUAGCUAACAACAAGCCCAUUGUGCUCGUUCAGGAGGUGGAUCCGGAGAAGGGAGGCGGUGCACUGGCCGAGCUCCGCGCGGAGUGCCCCGCCGAGCUGCAGAAUGGAGUCUUCGACAAUCGUCAGCCAAUCCCUUGGCAUCGGAUUCGUGAGUUCCAGCUCGUCUCCCUAAAGCUGAUUGCCGAAGCGACGCUACUGCAGACGCCAAGAUACUUCGGGAAGAGCAACCUGCCGCUUUACCUCCCUGGUGAGCUCCGUAGUGAGGGCCUCAGCUUCACACAGCCACUCAUUCUUUGGACAUCGACCGCAAACCGCGGCGCGCGAGCUCUAGCCGAGGAGCUACGCGUUGCGUUCCCCCGCAUCGUCCUCACCGAAGUUCCACCUCCAGGGCUUCUCGAUAAGCAAGAAAGCCAGGCGACCAAUGCGCUUCAAUGGCUCAGCCGUCGAGUGAGUAGUAGCAGCAUCAAUCGAGACGGCUCCAACGGAGAAGCUACCCACAUGCUGCUCUACCUCAACUCGUCAACCUGGUCUGACGAGCUGCUAGCGAAGCAAGUCACAGCGGCGCGCGCGGCCAGACUGCCCAUCAUCAUGGCUCAUGAGAGGGACCCAGCACGAGGCGGGUGCCUCUUUGCGCGCAUGUUCGAAGUUACGCCUCAGCAGCUGAUCGUCGACGGCCUCUACAAGAACCUCGCGCGCUCGUGCUUUCCCGAUCCGCACCGAAAGGCGCGGGGUACUCGAGUUCUCUUCUCAGCACCCAAGUCUCUAUCAUGA
This is a messenger RNA of Emiliania huxleyi CCMP1516, 4233 nucleotides long. RefSeq lists its product as hypothetical. The transcript is spliced from 4 exons. NCBI's taxonomy places the organism in Eukaryota, Haptophyta, Isochrysidales, Noelaerhabdaceae. The record is from RefSeq and is a predicted model, not a curated record. The coding region runs from base 1 to 4233 and encodes 1410 amino acids. Gene Ontology annotation, biological process: signal transduction.